Molecule: messenger RNA, 372 nt
Organism: Drosophila montana
Lineage: Eukaryota; Metazoa; Arthropoda; Insecta; Diptera; Drosophilidae
Product: TATA-box-binding protein-like
Exons: 1
Coding region: 1-372 (123 amino acids)
Source: RefSeq, a predicted model, not a curated record
AUGCAGCCGUCGUCGUCAUUUUUGUCGUCGUCGUCGUUGUCCACUUGUCAUCGCUUUUGUCAGCCUCAGCAGCAACAGCAGCAGCAGCAGCAACAGCCGGAACCGGAGCCGCUGCCACAGCAACAGCAACAACAACCUCAACAGCAACCAAAACACCAAAGGGCCGCAGCAGUUGCAGCAGCCGCAGCAGUUCAGCAGCCGCAGCAGUUGGCGCAACAAGGAGCAGGAAGACGGGUAGGUGUAGCAGUGUGCACAGAUCACGCCUACUUUUGUACGCCCACAUUGCCGCCGACGCUGACGCUGCCGCUGCCGCUGCCCAGCUCAAGCACAAGCCCAAGCACUCUGCCACUGCCUCAGCUGGCUGCGGCUUAG